AAUGGGAAGUGUGAGCAGGAUGGUAAUAUUUCCUUUAUAUGUCAAUGCCAUUAGUCUCUGAAGGAGAGUGGUUAUCUGACAAGAGAAAGAAAGAUCCUGCUAAGCAAGUAAGUGAUUGUCUUUUAGACAGUAAAAGUAUAAUAUGCAAUGCUAACAUUCUAGUGAUAAUCAAAUGUUUCUUAUUCCCUCAUGUCCUGUACAAAGAGGAGGGGAUGCGGAGUGAAACAUUACCGUGGCCUUUUCUUAUUCAUUGCAUUUGGCUUGGAGGUAGGACACAAUUAUAGAUGUAUACAGUAUAAAAUAUUGUAUUUAUUUAUUAUUUAUUUAUUCAGUUUUAAACAAGAAAAUACAAAACAAUGUGAGGAGAGUUAAAAAGAGAAGUGAAAAGUGCAUGUGCAGGGGAGAUAAAAAAAAACCUUGAGGUGCUAGUAAGGCAAAUAUUAAUAGAACAAAAUGAACAAUAAAAUGGCAUCUUGAUUUGUUCAAAUCAACCCCUGUGACUAGACAAAGAAAGAUCAGGGAUUAAAUUUCUUAUACUUAUAUUCCUUGACUGUGUCCAACACCUCUUACUAACAUUUCCCCCACUGCGAUUUGAGUGAUGGGAGUUGAUGCCUCGUCAUGGACUGCUGAUGUGCCCAGCUCAGUGUCCGGCCUGCAGGGCUCGUGCAUUGUGAUUCCCUGCUCAUUCAACUACCCAGAAUCAGAGGAGAAGCCCUCUGUAUUCACUGGCAUCUGGUUCAAAGACACCAAUGAUGUUAUAUACCACCCAGACAGUUCCAAAGUAUUCACAGACUACAAGGGUCGUACAGAGCUGGUGGGAGACCUCCGGCAGAAGAACUGCUCACUCAGAAUCGACCCCCUCCAUCGCAAUGACAAAGGACCCUUUUAUUUCAGGAUUGAAAUCGAAGACCAUGACAAGUAUUCCUACAUACGUGACACAGUCUCCAUUGCAGUGAGCAGUAAGUUCCCUUGGGAAGAAUUGACAAGGAGAAUUUCAAUUUAUGUAAUACAGUAUCCAAUUAUUUACCCUAAUGAUAGCUAUAGCUUCUUCUAGAUUACAAUUAUAGUGCUGAAAGGACAGACUCAAGAACUAGUGGAUGCAUACCUCAAAAGAACUGCAAUAACUGUUCUCUUCUCUUUGCUGAUUUCAGGCUCUCCAGACCCCCCCUCUCUGUCAGUGAGGGAGGAGGUGAAGGUGGAGGAGGAGGUAUCUGCCUCCUGCUCUGUGUCUCACUCAUGCCCAUCUGAUCCCCCUCUCCUCACCUGGAGCCACUCCGGAACACCCAGUGUCCAAUCACAGCAGCUGACCAACGGCCAGUGGGAAGUGACAUCAUCCCUGACCUUUACCCCCAGUAUCACUGAUCACAACAAGUCUCUUGUCUGCACAGCAGCGUACAUGGGAGGGAAGACAGUGAAAAGGUCCAAAAUACUCAAUGUCAAAUGUAAGUGGACCACACCUGUGUGUUAAUAACACUGGAAGAUUUACACUUUGAUUUCUGUGAAAACAGAAUGCUUCUGUGCAUAUGACAAAAGUGAAACAAUACAUUAAAUUGAACUAAUUUGAAAAAGAAUCAUGAACUUUGUCCAGAGCCUGGAUUUGGCAUACUUCACUUUUUAAAUUGAAAUAGAUUUAGCAUGUGUUUGAUACACUGAAUCUGUCCUAAGAUCUGUAUUACAUUGUAAUAUCAUUCUUACUAAUGUUGAUAUUUAUAGAUGCUCCAGUGGAUGUGAAGGUUGAGGGAGUGUCCAGUGUGAAGGAGGGAGACUCUGUAGAGCUGAGAUGCUCCAGUGAUAGUAACCCUGCUGCCCACAGCUACCGCUGGCACAACAGCAGAGGGCCUCUGCCCACCACAGGACCUACCAUCACACUGGAGAAUGUGACCAGACUCACUGAAGCCCUCUUCUGCACUGCCAUCAACACAGAGGGACAAGGCCAAUCCAGCCCACUGAAACUCAAUGUAGAGUGUAAGUAGAUGCCGAUGUUCUGUCAAUAAGGAUCAUGUCUUUCUGUGUAUAUAAUAUGAAGACAAUACUCUUCAGCAUGCAGCACUACAUGUUCAGUUAAAACCAAACUGUUUAUCAUUCUCAUCCCAGACCCCCCUGAGAUCAAAGUGGGCUCUGCAUGCACAUUAGACAUCUCCAUGGUAACCUGUCUGUGCAUUGUGGAUUCGGAGCCCCCCGGCACUGUGGAGUGGUCUCUUCCAGCAGGACCCCUGCCCAGUACCAGGGUGGAGAGGCAUGGGUCAGUUACCAUGGUGACCCUACAGAGGGCACUAGGCUUCUUAGAGACCAUCCACUGCAAUGCCAGCAACACACAGGGCAAUGCCACCUUGUCCUUCACUGUGUCCACAAAUGGUAAGGGAAACAGUGGGGAAAAGUGUAUCAUAAAUGAAGUAUUAUAUACUAUAUUUACAUCAUAAAGGAUAUUAUGGAUACAUUAAUAAAUCAUAUUUAUUUGUUUUUGGACAGAUAAGAUGUUGAUGCUGUACGUUUCAAUUGGUAUUGCUGCAUUAGUGGUGGUAGUAAUACUAAUUCCCAUGUCAGCUUGCCUGUUGACCAAGAAGGGGUAAGUUGCUCUUUUUUUUUGUUGGAGGGAGUUACAUGGAUUUGUAUUUGUUUUUAGCUGUUUUGUUCUGUUUUGAUAACUUCGCAUUAUUUUUCUCAACUGUAGGAGUCGUCGUAGUGACCAGCCAGUAACCAGCAAGCAGGACAUGGAUACAGCCAAGGGUGCUUUUUUAGAUCCCUCAACAUCAAGGUAUUUUUCUACAGGCUGUUCUAUCUGUGAUCAUAAUGUAUACAUCCUGCUGAGUUGCAAAAGACCAUUAGCCUACAUUCACUCUUGUUGUGUCAUAUAAAGAGAAUGCAGCACAUAGUGACCCUAACUCUAUCCACAGGAAAGAGCAGAAAGACUCCAGCAGUGAAAUCCACACAAACUACUACACCAACGAUCACCUAUAUGGCAACAUGGAGGUAUGUACUGUAGGCCUACUGCAGACAUUUACAGUAGAUAUCUGAGAUCUGAGAAGAACUUUGCACUAAAUACAAAGGAUAUAAAAAAACUACAGAGGUGUUGUUGAUGAUGAUGAUGAUGAUACGGUAUCUCUGAUCUGGUUUCCUGUAGGCUGAAGAGGAUGGCGACCCAUACGAGUGUGUUGGUGGAGACGAUGCAGUCUAUGCCAACUCGUGAACACAAUAGGAAGCAUGUGGGAGUCUGGCUCAGAGGCCAUGGUACUCAGUCUGUCAAGGUUUAAAGUUUAACGUUAACAUUUUAACCCAAUGUAGCAGAGCUGGCGACUGCUUAUAUUUGUUAGCUUUAUGGUUCUUGUGGCUAAAGAAUAUGGUACAUUCUUAUUUGUGUUGUGGCUUUGUGUUAUGGCUUUUACAGUACUUAAAAAAAUAAAGGGCUAAUGCUUGGGUAAUUCAGGCUCUUUGGUAUCACAUACACUUAUGUCAGUCUCAUUAAGACUGCAGAACUGUGUGCAAACUUCACCUUUAAUUACAGAACACAACAUAACACAUUAACUGGCAUGACAAUCCGUCUCAUUAGUGUUAAGUUGCGUAAUUCAAAUCUGGUAUCAGAACAGAAUUUAACACUAAGUCACUGAAUAUAUUCUCUGCUUUUUUAUUAAUAUAAUUAGUCAAGCGAUUAAAUGGUAAAUGCAAUUUUCGUAUAUACGGGUUCACUGUAACACCUCGCAGGGCAAAACAGAGAACUAACUGUCCCAACCCAAAGUUAUUAUUGUAAUACUCUGACAGAGAUAGUUCCCGUUCAAAGCGGGCCUGUCAGAGUAGAGGCUGAGCGUGGUUUAA
This is a messenger RNA of Coregonus sp. 'balchen', 3810 nucleotides long. The record is from the annotation of a GenBank genome assembly. Lineage: Eukaryota; Metazoa; Chordata; Actinopteri; Salmoniformes; Salmonidae.